This is a messenger RNA of Kuraishia capsulata CBS 1993, 1275 nucleotides long. RefSeq lists its product as uncharacterized. The transcript has a single exon. Gene Ontology annotation, biological process: L-tyrosine catabolic process. Bases 1 to 1275 code for a protein of 424 amino acids. The record is from RefSeq and is a predicted model, not a curated record. Gene Ontology annotation, molecular function: 4-hydroxyphenylpyruvate dioxygenase activity. NCBI's taxonomy places the organism in Eukaryota, Fungi, Ascomycota, Pichiomycetes, Pichiales, Pichiaceae.
AUGCCUAUUGAAACCCAGCCAAGUGACCUUGACAAGGACUUCGAGUCGUUUGUAAAUGAAACAAUGCACUUGACAAAGGAAGGCAUUGCUGGCACUGAUAUUCUUUCCCAAAGAGAUCCAAGUGCUCCUGAGUUUCUUUGUUUUGAUCAUUUGACAAUGUACGUUGGUUGUGUUAGCACAACCGCCAGCUUCUUCAUUAACCAACUCGGCUUUGUUCCUUACUGCUACAAGAGUCUUGAAACAGGCUCAAGAGAUGUCAUGGGAAAAGUACUUGUUAACGGAGAUAUUGCCAUUCAACUUCUUUCUCCUUUGAGAGAAGCUUCUGAGGUUGGCGGUAAAGUCUCCGAUUUGCUUGACGAAAUCCACGAUCACCUCAAAAAGCAUGGUGAUGGCAUCAAAGACAUCGCCUUGAGGGUUUCCGAUUGUGCCGCCGCAUAUGAUUAUGCCGCUCGCAAUGGUGCCAAGUUAUUGUCUGGGGUUGAGGAAUACAGGGAUGAAAAUGGCAGAAUCUUCAAGGUUGCAAAGGUGGGAACUGCUUGCGAUGUUGUUCAUACUUUUAUCCAACGCGAUCAAGGAUUCCAUGGAUUCUUACCGGGUUACAUCUUCUACGAAGAAGGGCAGUAUCCAAUGCCUGAAACGGGUGCUCCCCUGGUCAACUUGGUUAAGAUUGACCAUUGCGUUCAGAACCACGACUGGGAUAAAAUGUUGGAAACCUGCGAGUUCUACCGAAGAGCGUUUGGAUUCCAUCAAUUCUGGUCCGUUGACGAAAAGCAGAUAUCCACAGAAUACUCAUCUCUACGUUCAAUCGUCAUGACCUCUGCAAAUGACGAGGUCAAGAUUCCCAUCAACGAACCAGCCAAGGGUCUUUGCAAGUCGCAGAUUGAGGAGUUUUUGAUCUUCAACUCCGGUCCAGGUGUUCAGCACAUUGCGUUUCUGGUUGAUGAUAUUGUUUCCGUUGUAAAAGCAAUGAGAGCACGUGGUGUCACAUUUGUUAGCAUUUCGGAUGCUUACUAUGACUCUCUUGCAAAAAGACUAGCGAAUGCUAGUGUUCAUGUUCAAGAGCCAUUUGACGCAAUCAAGAAGCUGCGGCUUUUGGUUGAUUACGACGAACAUGGUUACUUGCUCCAGAUCUUCACGAAGCCUCUGUUUGACAGACCAACGGUUUUCUUCGAAAUCAUCCAACGCCACAACCACAACGGUUUCGGCGCCGGAAACUUCAAGUCUCUGUUCGAAGCAUUAGAGGCAGAUCAAAGUGCUCGGGGGAAUCUCAACUGA